UUUGAAGAGAGGUGUAAUUCGUUGCUUGAUUUAAAAAAUAUAUAUAUUACACGGGAGUCAAAAAGUCUAUGGGUGAAUCUUGGCGAGUCAUUUGCCUUUGGUGUCUUGCUGUUGUCUCAACAUGAGAAGCAAAGAUGUAUCAAUGCCAGUAAAGGCCAUCAUGGGCUGGAAAAAAUAAUUACAAAUUGAAUAAAUUGAUUAGACAACCGAAACAUUAGGUGAAUGAACUUUUACUGGAACUUCUCGCGAUCUAAAGCAUAACACUUCGUUUGUUAAUGGGUCACAACAGAGAUGAGUUAAACCUAUUCAACGUUUGGGAGUAAUAACCAGCAUAAGCGAAUUUGCUGACAACACCGGGUACGAGGUAAUAAAGCCCUGUGUUACAAUGGGAGGUAGAGGUGGGUGUGUGUGUAUGCGUGCGCGCGCAGGUGGUGUGCUAUGGUUAGGGGUGUUGUACAGUAAUUUCCGCUUUUGAAAUAGGCGAAAGAUAUAUUAAGCCCUCCUACACUGACUGAACAGUGCUACACAUUUUUUUCUUGUCAAAGCGACAAUGUGGGCGAUCUUGUUUCAGGCGUUGUUUUUGAACGGCUGCUACGUAGUCGGCGAGUAGACAUCCGCUGGGGACUGAUGAGAAACGCGUGUGGACGAUUCUUUUUCUGUUGUAAAUUGAACACAUCAAAGGCACAUUAUAUUAAGCAAAAAAUCUAAUUUAAGCUUACUCAUAAAUCGGAGAAUAAGUGUGACGGAAGAUGCUCACAGAUAAGAUUGAGGUGGAAGAAUUCGAAAUCAAGGAGGACGAACCUUGGUAUGACAAACAGGAUCUAGAGCAUGACCUCCAUCUGGCGGCUGAGCUGGGAAAGAGCCUGCUGGAUAGGAACAGAGAGCUGGAGCAAGGUCUGCAGCAGAUGUACUCUACCAAUCAGGAGCAGAUACAGGAGAUAGAGUACCUGAAUAAGCAGGUGGACCACCUGAGGCAGGUGAAUGACCAGCACGCUAAAUUGUACGAGCAGCUAGACCAGUCGUCCAGAGAGCUGGAGCAGAGCAACACCCGCCUCGUACAAGACAACAGGGCUGCCCAGCACAAGAUCCAGGGGCUUACAGAGGUGAUUGAGUCUCUACAGACCCAGGUGGAAGAUCUUCAACAUCAGGUAGAGGAUCUCAAGACCACCCCUGCUAAUCCCAAUAAGAAGCCCCUUACAGAGUCAUGGCGGCCCUCUGGGACGCAGAGUGUGUCCUGCCUGAACGAGCUGCAACUUAGACAGAGGUACCUGAGUUACGAGUCUGGUGACCAAUCGAAUGAUCCCUGGUCUCCAUCUGACAUCUCAUGGCAGGAGGAGGAGCUGGAGUCUCUACAGCGAUCCCUCCGCUCCCUACAGACCCAGCUGGCCAAUGAACGUGCUCGGAGGGAGGGGGCGGAGCGAAAUGCAGACCUGCUAGCCAAUGAAAAUGAGGCACUGGAGCAACGUCUGGGAAUGAUGGAGGGGUGCCAGGCCAGACUAGCUGAGCUCGAGUGUGAGGCUGAGGAGCUUCGUCAGCUAUGGAGAGCAGACUACACCACCAAAGCUUCAAGGUCAAGGGUCAACCUGAACAUGCUGCCCAAUGCCCUAUACUUUCCCCUGGACCAGGAGAGGUUGAUGGCAGAAGAGGGAGAUGGCGUGGGAGACCUGAUGGAGGUAGGCUGCCCCUCCGAAGUUAAAGCAUGUGGCGUUCUGAAGCGAUGCAACAGCGAGAAGCAGCUCCAGUCGCCGCCAGGUGAAGGGUCAGAUGGAGACCGGGCCGGGGACCACAGUCACCUGUGUGUCGGUCGUGCAGCGGCGGCGAAGCGUCGUGGGAUUUCAUUGCUCAACGAGGUGGACGCUCAGUACAGCGCCCUGCAGCUGAAAUAUGAUGCGCUGCUCCGGCGAUGCCGUCAGGAGGAGCCAGACCAAAGCCAGCAGCAGAGCCACAAGGAGGUGCAGACAUCUAGUGGUGCCCCCUCGGUCUGCCCACAAAGCUCAGCCCUCCACCGGGGUGUCGGCACAGACCAGGUGUCCCUGGAGGAUGAACUUCACCAGCCUGAGUACAAGGCCUUAUUCAGAGAGAUCUUUACUCGCAUCCAGAAAUCCAAAGAGGACCUGAGUGACAACAGGGAAAAGCUUUGACACUUGGGGUAAUAUUCGUUUUUCUGUCUGGUAGAAGUGAAGAUGACUAGCCUUUUUUGAGAGGAGUCUUCCUUAACUAUGGACAUACAUUACGAGCACCUAUUGAGAGGUAAGAUACCAGCUCUUAUGCACAGAAACAACAGUGCCUAAAAUUCUCUUAAUUGUACAGAAUUCUGCCUCAGUAGCCCAUCUAUACUUGAGCCAGUUGACCUACAACAGAAUCUAUGGCGAAACUAUGACAAACUAAGGACCUCAUUAACCUUUUUCAAUGGAUCUAUGCACUGUUAAAUCAAGAUGCAUAUUCCUUUAAAGUCCCCAUGCAAUGUUUAGCUUUGAUUAUGAUUUAAUAAAUCACUGUUUUAUUGUAACUCCUAAAGACAUAUUUUCUAUAAUUUAUUUUACUGAGCUUCCUUUAGGCCUUGAAUUGGUCAGUAUGAUUUUUUGAUUGGCUGAUGGCAUAGUUUCUAAACCCUACAUUACCCAACAGUGAUUGGUCUAUUACAGUCAGUCAAUUUUGUGACUUAUCGCAGUUGACUAAAUGUCACAGGAUGACAUUCCAGGUAUUAUUUAUUUAUUUUUUACGAAAAAGGCAUUAUAAUAAUUGAGAAUUUCAGCAUUAUUUAGCCAUAUAGUGUGGAAAUAUAAUCCCAAAAUAGGAAAAUCCUCCUUGUUGAAUGCACUGGGGCUUUAAUAUGACUGCCUGAGAUUGGCAGUGAAAAUGGGGAAACUUGUACAAUCUUUGUGUGCCUAGACAUGCCACUGUUUCCUAAUCUUUGUAAUAUGUUUCCUUGCAAGUGGAUGUGUGAAGGCAAUGUGUGAAGUGAAAACAGUAGAGAUUGCUUUCGCAUUUGUUCAAUGCAACCACGCAAUAAUCAAUUAUUAUUCAGCUGCAGCUAGGAAAUGUGUAAAUAUGUGGCCUCUUGGUAGAAAGAAAUUUCAGUAUUUCUCACCAGAGCAAAGACUUGUUAAUUUUGGUGCUAAUGUAAAGUCAAAAUACUGUAAUUUCUACAGAACAAAAUGAGUACAAAAACAUAUUUCGCUAGUGUACUGCAUGUCCUCAAAGGUUAAAAACGAAAGUAAUUGUAUGGGAAUUGUAUGUUCAUUAAGUAUUAUAGUUAGUAGCUACUAGCUAGUGAUCUGCCUAUACCAGAACUCCGCUAUGUAUUAGUGAUAAUCUGAGUCUAUACCAGAACUCUGCCAUAUACUAAUGAUAGUCUUCUGAGGCUGUACUAGUACUCAGCUAUGCACUAGCAGUUAUCUACUGAGGUUAUAACUCAGCUAUGUACUGCAGGCUGCCGUGGUAUUUAUGUGUAAUAUGAAUAGAAUGACAAUGUAGAGAUUUCAUUAAGUGCUGUUCUAAAUCUUUGUUAGAAACUGUUUGGUUAAUAGUUUUAGUUGCCUUACUCAAUGUAUGCUUUCUGCUGGUGAUGGCAACAUCCUUAGUUCACAUCACUGUAAAAUCAAAUUGUAUUGAGAUGCACUUUAGACUGGCACAGGGAUUGUCAUUCUUUUGUCACUUUAUGUAGGUUGCAAAUGUACUGUGUAAGAAUUGCUAUUAGCUGUCCCUAUUAAUAGUAUUUGUAAUAAAUGCAAGCUCUGACAGUA
Messenger RNA from Esox lucius (northern pike), 3746 nucleotides. It is a transcript of the gene cdr2b, whose product is annotated as cerebellar degeneration-related protein 2. The coding region runs from base 750 to 2141 and encodes 463 amino acids. The transcript is spliced from 6 exons. The record is from RefSeq and is a predicted model, not a curated record. Lineage: Eukaryota; Metazoa; Chordata; Actinopteri; Esociformes; Esocidae.